Sabethes cyaneus is the source of this 2821-nucleotide messenger RNA. It is a transcript of the gene gammaSnap1, whose product is annotated as gamma-soluble NSF attachment protein. Gene Ontology annotation, cellular component: SNARE complex; vacuolar membrane. The transcript has 6 exons. Lineage: Eukaryota; Metazoa; Arthropoda; Insecta; Diptera; Culicidae. Gene Ontology annotation, molecular function: syntaxin binding; soluble NSF attachment protein activity. The record is from RefSeq and is a predicted model, not a curated record. Gene Ontology annotation, biological process: intracellular protein transport. The coding region runs from base 98 to 1057 and encodes 319 amino acids.
GAGUGUUCUGUCUUGCUGCGCUGUCUAAAAUAAUUUUAUUCAGUAUUGUUUUGCUAAAUUACAAAAAUUCACGAAAACUGCACACAAAGGCGCUAUAAUGUCCAACAAAAUUGAGGAAGCCCAAGAACACAUCCGGCAGGCGGAAAAAAGCCUCAAAACAUCACUGUUAAAAUGGAGACCAGAUUUUGAUGUGGCUGCUGACGAAUAUAAUAAAGCUGCAAUUUGUUUCCGGAAUGCAAAAGCGUUAGAUCAAUGCAAGGAAUGCUUGCUGAAAUCAUCUGACUGUCACAGGCAAAAUCGGGCUAUCUUUCAUGCGGCCAAGUGCCUGGACCAGGUGAUCCUAAUCUGCAAGGAUAUGAACAAUUUGACAGAGGUUCGCAAGUACGCAGAGAAAGCUUGCAACCUCUACCAGCAGCAUGGAUCACCCGAGUCCGGAGCUUCGACGCUAGACAAGGCGGCAAAGAUCUUGGAGGCCACACAUCCAGAGGAUGCACUGCAAUUAUACAAGCAUGCAGUGGAUGUAGCCACAAUUGAAGAUUCGUCUAGACAGGGUGCCGAGUAUGCCAGCAAGGUCGCCCGUAUUAUGGUUAAACUGGGAAUGUACGAUCAAGCAGCGGAUGCGAUUCGGCGCGAGAUUGGCUUGCAUCAGCAGGUUGGGUCGGAAGCAGCUAUUGGCCGAUUAGCAGUAGUACUCGUGCUUGUUCAGCUUGCUCGAGGUGAUUAUGUAGCUGCCGAGAAAGCAUUCAAGGAAUGGGGCAACUGCUGCGACGCAGCUGAGGUGCAAACGCUGGAAUCGCUGCUUCAGGCAUACGACGACGAAGAUCCCGAGUUGGCCGCCCGUGCGUUGGCUUCGCCCUUUAUCCGGCAUAUGGACAUUGAAUAUGCACGACUAGCUAGAGAUCUACCACUACCGAAGGGCGUUUCUAUUGCGCCAAAAGCAAACGUUAUUGAGAAUGCUGCCGCAUCAUACGUUUCACCCAAUAGCGGUGCCGCUGAGGGUGGCAAGCCAGACACCGGGACCGGUCUCGACGACAUGGAGGAAGGUGGAUUAUGUUAGUAUGUGUAUUCAAUUCAGAAUGAUCGAGAUAGUGUGAAAUACGCAAAAGGUACUAUUAUUAUUGGUAUUGAUAGGUAUAUUUAUGCAAAGAUAUAUUAUAUAGGUAUAGCUUAUCAAAGCUCUUGGUAUGUAAAAAAUAUCUUAUUUAGAUUUUUAAGUUAAGGUAAGGUUGAAAUGGACACUAUCAAAGUCGUCUUUCUACAGAACGUUUAAAUCAGAUGCUUCUAGUCUUAAUGUACCUACAGUCUCAGAAAAAUGCGUGCCGGAUAUUGUUUUCUCUGCAUUGUCUAUAUUAUUGUUUGUCUUACUUGUUGAAAACUAGUAUCGGUACCUCUUAAAAGGACACGUGCUAAAAGUUUAAAAUAAGAGAAAAGCUAUUGAAUGUGUGUCGAACAGGCUUUACAGUCUGUUGCGCAUUUUCUGUAAAAUAAAAACUCGUACCGUCAUAUACCUAAGUAAAUCUUGGCAAAUGGACAAAGUAUGCAUUAGCAUUGCUGAAAAAAAGUCUCCCUCGCAUUUAGAAACGCUUAAAAGAUGAAGGUACGAAAGCUUUGUCCGAAAAUAUUUUAUAUUAUCCUAAAGCAAUGUUUGAUACCUAAUAACUAAAAAAAAUCACGAUGAAAUAAUUUCCAAUUUAUGUUUGAACCACAAUCGAGUACAUUUUCUAUAACUUGUUGCAAAAAAAAUCUCAUUGGUAUUAAAAAUAAUAAUGGUUAAUACUUCAUCGCAUAAUUUGUUGUUACACUUCUACGUUUAUUAGUAAACCGAGAGCUAAGCUAUGACUACUUUAGAACCCAACUUAUGUGCAUGUAAGCAGCCAUACCUAUGCACUGAAAAUGGGGCGUUCAGAUGUUUUGUGACUAUACCUUUAUGAAGUAUAUAAAGGGCUUGUAUUCUAAGUAACCCUCCGACAUGUGAAAAGUUUCCUCUGGCCGAAUCGAUGACUUUUUUGAACCUUUGGAAGCCUACCAAGGCUGUUAAGGUCGUACGCAGUGAUCGCCGCGUUAACUAGCGAUAAUAAUAUUAUCAAUGACUGAUCAGUUUCAUAGGCCAUUUUUAGUACUUGAACUAAUGUUUUUUUCAAAAUUCGAAAGGACAUUUUUUAACUAUUUUUUUUCUUUCUUGAGUGAAACAUUUGUAAAACCAUCCAUUUAUAUUUCAAGCGACUCAUAAGAAAAUUAAUGUUCUAUUUCCUUGAAAGGGUAUCAUACUAAAUUGAACUGUUCCAGAUGGCUCCAUUAUGUUGUGAAAUCGUAAUCGCUUUAAAGUGUAGAUAUGAGGGUGUAAAGAGACGAAACGCAAGCCGAACCAAAUUCCCACACAUAGUAAAACUGCAUGAGAACCCAUAUGAAAAAAAUGUUUAAAAUUGUUAAUUCUAUGAUAACAAGCGAAUGCAAGCGCUGUUUUAGUGUUUAGUACAGGUUUGCUCCUAGCAAUGCUUCAAUUUUUAUUCGCAUAAACAAGCCUCAAUCAAUAACUGCCUAUUAAGAGAAACGGCAGUCGGAUUGCGUCCUACUACGGUGCGGUGAAGAUUUAAAAAUAUUUGACUAAAUUUCAUUCUCUCUCUAUAAUAAAGCUAAUAAAAUCAACUGCUACUGCAGUAGCUCUUAAUGGCAUAGUAUACAUAAAAAUAUCAGAAAGCGUUGAAAAACUGACAAUUGGCUUGAAGCGUUUGCACCAAUUGGUCAAAGGCAUUUACGAAACACGUACGUACUAUUAAAACAAUAUUAAACCAUGUUGACGCAUUCAAUUGUAAUGAUAAUA